UACUUGGAGUUGCGCUUCAAUCGUGGUACACGGCAACUACUGACUUUUGGCUUUAUGUUUACUUUGUUUCUAAUGCUGCCGGUUAUCUUAUUCAUACCCUCUCUAGCUUUCUCACAAGUCACUGGCCUUAACAUACAUUUAAUAAAUGCUGUUAUCUGCUCAAUUUGUGUUAUAUACACAAUGUUGGGUGGCAUUAAAGCUGUUGUUUGGACAGAUGUGGUACAGGCUGCCAUUAUGAUCGGUUCCGUCACGCUGGUAGGAGUCUUGGGUGCGAAAAAAGUGGGCGGAGUGAAUGAAGUUUUGAGAAUAGCAGCCGAAGGAGGUCGUUUGAGUGUCGACUUCACCCUUGACAUUCACACUCGCGCCACUAUUUGGAAUUGCUCCACCAGCGCCAUUAUUUUGUGGACUGCCUAUGUGGGACUAAAUCAGAGUUGCGUACAACGUAUUGUGGCAUUGCCAUCACUUAGCCAUGCGCGACAUUCACUCAUCAUUUUCGGCGUUGGUUUCUUAGUGAUAAUGUUUUUCAAUUGCUUCACGGGCAUAAUCAUGUAUGCGCGCUAUCACGACUGCGAUCCAGUGCAGCAAGGCUACGUGCAGAAACCCGACAAAAUGAUGCCUUUCUUUGUACAAGACAUUGCCGGUCAUCUCAAGGGUAUACCAGGCGUAUUCAUCUCCUGCGUGUUUAGUGCCGCACUAAGCACAAUGUCCGCUAAUCUCAAUGCAUUAGCCGGCGUAGUCUAUUUCGAUUAUAUUAAGCCACAUGUAAAGCACACCGAGAGGAAAGCUAAUCUCAUCAUGCGCGCCUUUAUAUGCCUUUGUGGCGCAUAUAGCAUCUUUGGCGGAUUGGUGGUGGAGAAAUUCUCUUCAAUAUUACAAGUCAUAUACUCAAUAGGUGGCGUAACUAUGGGUUCAGUAUUUGGUGUAUAUCUUUUGGGCAUGUUGGUGCCACAGGCGCAUGGCAGGGCUGCCUUUUGGUCUGUCAUCGCAAGCAUGGUCGCCAUGUUCGUGAUUGUCAUGGGCGCGCAAGGUCGUCUGCACUAUAGUGCUUUACCCACCUCGGUGGAAAAUUGUCCUACAGCAAACGCAACACUUUCGUCCAAUUCUACAUCUUUUUACACAACUUCCGCGACUGAAACUCCAUCAACGAGUACCGCGACCAGUUUCAACAUUUUUGAUCUCUCUUUCAAUUGGUACGUCAUGGUGGGCAAUUUUAUUGUUUUUCUUGUUGCAAUACCACUCAGUUAUAUUGUGCCGGCUGAGAAGGAUUACAAAUGGGAUUUGAAACUAUUGUCGCCUGUGGUGCAUCCAUUCGUCAAAUAUGAAUUGACAAACACGGAGGAGUUGCCUGAACUUAAGCCAAUUAAUAUUUAA
This is a messenger RNA of Rhagoletis zephyria (snowberry fruit fly), 1371 nucleotides long. RefSeq names its product Sodium-dependent multivitamin transporter (gene Smvt). Gene Ontology annotation, biological process: transmembrane transport; sodium ion transport. Gene Ontology annotation, cellular component: membrane. Gene Ontology annotation, molecular function: symporter activity. NCBI's taxonomy places the organism in Eukaryota, Metazoa, Arthropoda, Insecta, Diptera, Tephritidae. The record is from RefSeq and is a predicted model, not a curated record.